AUCUCCCAGAGGAGCCCCGGCUCCAAACCUCCCUCUAUAUCGAGGUGGGCACCAGGGCGACCGCCCGCUGUAGGGUGGCCGGGGUCUUCCCCGUCGCGGGAGAGGCCUGGUUCAGCCUGUCCUUUGGGGGAGAGAGCCUGAACUUCACCGUCACCACGUCGGGUGACACGGCCACCGCCCAGGGCGAGGUUCGGUCCCCGUCCCCGGGACAGCACCAGCUGACCUGCACCGUGACUGUGGGGCCCGUGUCCAGAUCCGCAGGGCAGAGCGUUCUCGUUUACCGUCUCCCUGAGCCCGUCCUGGAGGUAACCGAGUCCCAGACCCUCGUUAACAGCAGCGUGACCGUUACGUGCCGUUCUCCUGAGGCCGACCCCCCGGGCGUCCUGCUCCAGCUCAGAGAGGCCGAGCGAGUCCUGGUCUCCAGCGCCCCCGCCCCCGGCCAGCCCCAUGUGCAGUUCCAGCUGACGGCUGGCGAGGAAGACAACGGGAGGGAGUUCACGUGUGAAGCAAGGCCUGGCUCCGACAUCCCCGCCGUGAAACGCACGUCUGCCAGGCUCACUGUCCUCUACGGGCCCAGGAUGGACGACUCCGGCUGCCCCAGGGAGUGGAUCUGGAAGGAGGGGACAGAGCAAACCUUCUCCUGCCUGUCCCGGGGGAACCCAGCGCCAGACGUGGUGUGCAUGAAGGACGGGGUGCCCGUCAGCAUCGGGGUGCAGCGGCAGGUCAGCAGAGAGGACGCCGGGACCUACCACUGCAAAGCAUCCAACGCGCACGGCUCGGCCAGCCGGGAUGUGACCGUCCAGGUGGAGUAUCUCAACAUCCUGGUGUUGGCACUGGGGCUGGCAGGUGCGGCUGCUGCUCUGACCGUACUAGGCGUCGGGGGCUACCUGUACUACCGCUCCACGAGAAUCCGAAACUACCGGCUCAGACAGCAGCAGGCCAAGCAAGCCAAGCAGGGGAAGCCGGCCGAGCAGAUGAGCCUGAACGGGGCCGUACAGAACAAACCUGAACUGGAGCACAGCGUCUAGGCCUGGAGUGCAGGACCCGGAGCCCUGGGGCUCCUCGCUGCUGCUUUUCCCCUUCGCCCCCGGGGAGCCCCUGUUAACUCUUGGGAUGCUGGGCAAUGCCAAGAGCCUGGCGGUUCACGGCCUCUGCACUGGCAGCACGGGCCCCUCCCAUGCACACACCAGCUGCUCUCCGGAGAGCAAGGAUCAGAGGGAGGGAGGCCUCCGGAGCGGGGCAGACACCCCCAGGACGUCCAGGGCUGGAAUCUCCCGUGUCCUUGGCCGGAGGGACGUCUGGCUGCAGCUGAGCUCUGCCCUGCUGGGGAAGCAGGUGGCUGGGAGACCCCAGGCCCAGCAGGAAACGCCUGUAACACUAAAGUCGGAACAGUUGUGCCGGGAGGGGAACGGCGUUAACGGCCGCCUCUAACCACUUCUCCUAGCGAUGGGGAAGGCGCCUCCGAGCCGCACACCAGCUCUGUCCCAGCUGGGGAGGCGGCCGCCCGGGGCACGUGCGACGGACCCACGGGAUCACUGUGAAAACGGUUCGACACUAACCAGACGGGCUUUGGGAUCGCCGGGUCUGUGCAACGGAGACGGGCCGUGGGGUCCGUUACUCGGAUCAGCUGAAUCACAAGACGCUACGUCCCCGCUCCACCGUAUCCCCGGCGAUGGAGCAGACUCAGGGAUACCAGGUCUCCCCCGCCUGUGGGGCUGAGCUGGGCGCGGCGUGGCAGGGACCAGGGUCUGCGCUUCACGGCCCGGUACGGGGGGGGGGUCAAUGACGUUAAUAACUGGAAGCGAAAGCCCCCAGUCUGUGUGAAGAGAGCGUAAGGGAGAGACUCGGGCAGGGGGCGAAGGGAACUGUUCGUAUGUUACAGGCAAACGGUGGUAAAUUCCCCUUCGGGA
Messenger RNA from Terrapene triunguis (Three-toed box turtle), 1910 nucleotides. Its product is annotated as intercellular adhesion molecule 5-like. The transcript has 4 exons. Lineage: Eukaryota; Metazoa; Chordata; Testudines; Emydidae. The annotation marks the transcript as partial. Gene Ontology annotation, biological process: cell adhesion. The record is from RefSeq and is a predicted model, not a curated record. Gene Ontology annotation, molecular function: integrin binding.